CCUCAGCUGUGUCUGGGGGCAGGGCAGCAGUGGAGCUGCCAGAAGCAGGAAGAAAGGCUUCCAAGUCAGAGCGCUACAUCAGACGUGGGGAAACUGGGGGCAGAUACAUCUGGGAGGUGACGGGCAUCAGGAGGCUACCUGCCCAAAGGACAUUGAAGAUCAAAGCUGAUGUUUUCUUUCCUUGGUAGCUGACAAGAUUUACCCUCAAGGACUAGAAACAUGCACUGUGCCAUCCAAAAGGCAGAAGCACUGGAUGGGGCUCAUUUGAUGCGAAUCCUCUGGCAGGAUGGUGCAGAGUCUGUCUACCCCGCUGUGUGGCUGAGGGACAACUGUCAGUGUCCAGACUGCUACCUGGAUUCUGCAAAAGCACGGAAACUUCUCAUCGAAGCUCUUGAUGUGAACAUCGGUAUCAAAGGCUUGACGUUUGACAGGAAAAAGGUGCAUAUCACGUGGCCAAACGACCACUACAGUGAAUAUGAAGCUGAUUGGCUGAAGAAAAGAUGUUUUUCACAGCAGGCCAGAGAAAAACUCCAGAGGGAAUUGUUUUUGCCAGGAUGUCAGUACUGGGACUCAGAGUUCCAGCUACCUACUCUGGAUUUUGAAGAUGUUUUAAAAGAUGAUGAGCAUGCCUACAGGUGGCUCUCCAGGCUCAAGAAAGUCGGCAUAGUGCGACUCACAGGAGCAUCUGACAAACGAGGAGAAGUUUUAAAACUUGGGAAAAGGAUUGGUUUCCUUUAUCUCACAUUUUAUGGACACACGUGGCAAGUGCAAGACAAAAUCGACGCAAACAAUGUGGCUUACACAACUGGGAAGCUAAGCUUUCACACUGAUUAUCCAGCUCUCCAUCAUCCACCUGGGGUUCAGCUUCUGCACUGCAUAAAGCAAACAGUCACUGGGGGUGAUUCAGAAAUUGUAGAUGGAUUUAACGUAUGCCAAAAGCUCAAAGAAAAAAAUCCUUGGGCAUUCCAGAUUCUGUCCUCCACCUUUGUGGACUUUACAGACAUUGGAGUGGAUUACUGCGAUUUCUCCGUACAAUCCAAACACAAAAUUAUAGAAUUAGACGAUAAAGGCCAAGUGGUUCGCAUCAACUUCAAUAAUGCAACUAGAGACACAAUAUUUGACGUACCUGUUGAAAGCGUUCAGCCUUUUUAUGCUGCUCUGAAGGAGUUUGUUGACCUCAUGAAUUGUAAAGAAUUCAAGUUUACCUUCAAAAUGAAUCCAGGUGAUGUGAUUACCUUUGAUAACUGGCGCUUACUUCAUGGCCGACGGAGCUAUGAAGCAGGAACUGAGAUAUCCCGCCAUCUAGAAGGAGCUUAUGCCGACUGGGAUGUGAUCAUGUCAAGGCUUCGUAUCUUAAGGCAGAGUGUCCGGAAUAGAAACUGAAUCUCCUGUCAAUAGAUUCCAGUGAGUGUAUUUUAUAAGAUAUGGCAAGGUUAUUUGUCUUCACAGGCUAUAAGCCAUGUCAGUAACACAUUAAUUUCCUUAACACAACAGUUCUCUUUUCUUUGUUGUCAUAUACACUGCCAACUUUUUAGAUGUUGUAGCCAUGCUCUCUCGUUUUCAAAUAAAGCAUCUCUUCUGUCCAAUUGCAUAUAUGAUCUAAUUUCUUUUGCCCAUCUGUGAGAGUCUCCAGAAUGCCUUCAAAUAGUUUUGUAUCAAAGUCUUUCUUCAAGUAAGGCUUCUUUUAAAUAAAGCUUUUGUUUCAAA
Kogia breviceps (pygmy sperm whale) is the source of this 1707-nucleotide messenger RNA. It is a transcript of the gene BBOX1, whose product is annotated as gamma-butyrobetaine hydroxylase 1. Gene Ontology annotation, biological process: carnitine biosynthetic process. Gene Ontology annotation, molecular function: iron ion binding; gamma-butyrobetaine dioxygenase activity. The record is from RefSeq and is a predicted model, not a curated record. NCBI's taxonomy places the organism in Eukaryota, Metazoa, Chordata, Mammalia, Artiodactyla, Physeteridae. Gene Ontology annotation, cellular component: mitochondrion.